AUGGCAGCAAGUUUUGUUGUUUACUUGUUAGGAAAUGUUAAUGCAAGGGAAAAACUGGAGAAGAAAGAUCUUGAAUUGUUGAAUCGAUUGAAAAUAGUCAAAGUGAACUCAGAAGUAGUUGAAGAGGAUACUAAAACAAGAAGUCGCCCUUUACCACAAGAAAGGCACCAGCUUGGUUUGCCAUCAUUUGGCUAUCAAGAACCCAGUAUUAUACCAGGAGGACGCUGCACACUUAGGCAAGUCUUGGAAUUUUUAGCUAAGCAUCAAAAUGACCCAGAAGAGCAUACAGUAGAAGCUAUAGCAAAAACUUAUUCCAUGAAAUCAGAAGAUGUACAAAACAUAGUCACAUAUUUCCGAGCUUUUGAGCUCUUCGUUCCGAGAGAGAACAAGAAAAAUGUAGGACAAGAUGUAUUGGACACUUUGGGAGUGGGGAAUGUGGUCAAACCACUGUUUCGAUCUAAAUUUAAAAACAUGAAUGAAGAGAUAGCUGAUGGCUCUGAUGAGAAAAUAAACAACACUAAAGAAACAGUUGAUGAAAAGAAAUGA
Parasteatoda tepidariorum (common house spider) is the source of this 546-nucleotide messenger RNA. Lineage: Eukaryota; Metazoa; Arthropoda; Arachnida; Araneae; Theridiidae. The record is from RefSeq and is a predicted model, not a curated record.